AGCGCGCUCGCCGCCCACAAAGAAGAAGAAACCGAAGACGCCCUAGCGCCCGAGGAGUCGCACCGCCGUAAGCUGGGCGACUUGCGCACCCAAGGCCGUGCCUAAAUUGCCAAGAAUCUCGCGGCUAUCUCCACCAUGGCUGGCAGGUCGGGCGAAAUGGACGUCUCCAAGCCUAUCAAGCACAUGUUGGCCUUCAUCGAGCAAGAGGCCAACGAGAAGGUCCAAGAGAUCGACGCCAAGGCCGAGGAGGAGUUCAACACGGAGAAGGGCCGUCUCAUCCAGGAACAGCGCAUCCUCAUCAUGGACUCGUUCUCCAAGAAGCAGAAGCAGGUCGAGCGCCAGCGCAAGAUCCAGAGCUCGCACGUGAAGAACGCGGCGCGGCUGCGGCUCCUGGGCGCCAUGAACGAGCACGUGACCAAGGUGCUCGUAGAGGCCAAGUCCUACCUCGGGCAGAUCUCGAGACAGGGCGAGCACUACCAGUCAGUUCUCGAGAAGCUCGUGCUGCAGGGCCUCUUGAGAAUCAUGAAAGAGGACGUGAUGGUGAUCUGCCGCAAGAAAGACGUGGCCCUCGCGAAGCCAGUGGUGGACAGCGCGGCCAAGAAGUUCCGGGACAUCACCAAGCUGAAGGUCAAGGUGUCCGUAGACCCGAAGAACUUCCUGCCGGAUCCCUGCUUCGGCGGCGUGGUGCUGGCCGCGUCCGGGGGCCGCGUGAUCCUCUCGAACACGCUCGAGAGCCGGCUGGAGCUCAUCUCGCAGCGCAUGCUGCCCGACAUCAGGAGCCGUCCGCGACCUGGUCGUAACCUGUGCCCAUGUUCACAGAAAAAUUGUCACUGUGGGGCCGUUCGUAAGGACAAGUGAGUGUGGCCGGCGGGUUAAUGAAGAAUUCUUGGGAAAGAAAAGCUUUCUGAAUACGACCCCUAUAGCC
Dermacentor albipictus is the source of this 925-nucleotide messenger RNA. The record is from RefSeq and is a predicted model, not a curated record. NCBI's taxonomy places the organism in Eukaryota, Metazoa, Arthropoda, Arachnida, Ixodida, Ixodidae.